Messenger RNA from Ornithorhynchus anatinus (platypus), 2362 nucleotides. It is a transcript of the gene GLRA2, whose product is annotated as glycine receptor alpha 2. Bases 16 to 1206 code for a protein of 396 amino acids. NCBI's taxonomy places the organism in Eukaryota, Metazoa, Chordata, Mammalia, Monotremata, Ornithorhynchidae. Gene Ontology annotation, molecular function: glycine binding; transmembrane signaling receptor activity; extracellularly glycine-gated chloride channel activity. Gene Ontology annotation, biological process: chemical synaptic transmission; signal transduction; nervous system process. The transcript has 7 exons. Gene Ontology annotation, cellular component: plasma membrane; postsynaptic membrane; neuron projection. The record is from RefSeq and is a predicted model, not a curated record.
UGUGCUUUUGCUUCAAUGUCUAUUGCAACGUUCUUAUUGCAUUCCGCAGGUCCUCCAGUAAACGUUACUUGCAAUAUUUUUAUCAACAGUUUUGGAUCAGUCACAGAAACCACAAUGGACUACAGAGUGAACAUUUUUUUGAGGCAGCAGUGGAAUGACACCCGGCUGGCUUACAGUGAAUACCCAGACGACUCCUUGGAUCUGGACCCAUCUAUGCUGGACUCCAUCUGGAAGCCGGACUUAUUCUUUGCCAAUGAGAAAGGGGCCAACUUCCACGACGUCACCACCGACAACAAGCUGCUGAGGAUUUCGAAGAACGGGAAAGUGCUCUACAGUAUCAGGUUAACAUUAACCUUGUCCUGCCCGAUGGACUUGAAGAACUUUCCCAUGGAUGUCCAGACGUGCACAAUGCAACUGGAAAGCUUUGGCUACACCAUGAACGACCUGAUAUUCGAAUGGUUAAGUGAUGGUCCGGUUCAAGUGGCGGAUGGUUUGACCUUGCCUCAGUUUAUUUUGAAAGAAGAGAAGGAACUCGGUUAUUGCACAAAGCACUACAACACCGGGAAGUUCACGUGCAUUGAAGUCAAGUUUCACCUGGAGCGCCAGAUGGGAUACUAUUUAAUCCAGAUGUAUAUUCCCAGCCUCUUAAUAGUCAUUUUAUCCUGGGUUUCCUUCUGGAUCAACAUGGACGCAGCUCCAGCCCGGGUGGCUCUCGGGAUCACCACCGUUUUGACGAUGACCACGCAGAGUUCGGGCUCCAGGGCUUCGCUGCCAAAGGUCUCUUACGUAAAAGCGAUAGACAUCUGGAUGGCAGUGUGCCUUCUCUUUGUGUUUGCCGCCUUGUUGGAGUACGCAGCCGUCAACUUUGUUUCAAGGCAACAUAAGGAGUUCCUGAGGCUGAGGAGAAGACAAAAGCGGCAAAACAAGGAAGAAGAUGUUACUCGGGAGAGUCGUUUCCAUUUCAGCGGCUACGGGAUGGGCCACUGCCUGCAGGUCAAGGAUGGCACGGCCAUCAAGGCCGCGCCCCCCAACCCGCCUCCGGCACCGCCCAAGGAUUCCGACUCCAUCAAAAAGAAGUUUGUCGACCGGGCGAAAAGGAUUGAUACCAUAUCCCGAGCCGCUUUCCCGCUGGCCUUCCUCAUCUUCAACGUCUUUUACUGGAUCACGUACAAAAUCAUUCGGCAUGAGGACGUUCACAAGAAAUAGGCAGUUUCCCUCUGGGCGUAGGGACCUUCUUGCCCAAGUGAUGUACUUGUAAAUAAACAGUGCAAUGAUCUUUCUGUCAUUUUGACAAGGGAGGGUGGGGUGGGCUUUGCAGGAAGUGGAGUUUAUGACACAAAGGAAGGAAGAGAAGUUACCCUAUAUGAAGAAAAAUGAUUACACAAAACUUAAGAUGUUGCAGGAAAAUGCAACAACGUGUCGAUUAACUCUGAUCUUUCAGAUUCUCACUUUAUCAACCCAAACCGACGGGGCCAAACUUUUCCCAAUCCCACUAUGGAAGUGUUAGCUUAAAAAUACCUAAGCCACCCAUCACGUGACUAGCAGCUGCCCUACAGUGAGUUUCAAGGACCAAACUUUUUUCAGGAAAACACUGCCUUUGUAGUCGAAAACAAGUCUACUGAGCUACAUUCCUUUAAAAUUUCAGUAGUCCACCAAAGUCUUUUUGUGAGCCACAGAUUAUUUCUAUUUCCAGAAAAGUAAAAAAACAAGAACAAAAAACCAACAGGAAAAACAGAUUUCUACUUCACUACCCUUGUGACUGUGCAUUUUGAUAUUAGCUUGCUCUCUGAGAAUUAUUUUGAGGUUCAGACUAUAUUAUGUGGUUGAUUUGAUAGCCGACCCUUCCAGAAAUCGAGACAGCCCACUUUAUUAUACCGGUUCCAAACGAGGGCACUGACUUUUUGAUGGUUUGCUGUACUUUCACGCCUCGGUGCCAAAGUGUAACGUUGCCGUCUCUCACCAUAAAUAUGGAGCUUUUUUUUUGUUUCCUCUACGCCGUAGCUCAAUUUAGAAUCGGCUCCCAUCCUUGCUCUCAUUGUAGCCGCAACCAGCAGCUCUGUAGGUCUACGGGCCACUGAUUUCUACCUUCAUCCAAGUGGCUACUGUUUUAACUAGCAUCAACUUAACCUACGAACUUAAAAAUUGUACUGUGAUCUUCAUCACCUGUUACCUUUCGGUGGCAGAACUUUGUGGGUCAAACCCUGGCUACGUGUUUUAAGUAAGAAAAAGGUAUUUUUGCUGAUUCAGAAAAAGACCACCUGUAAAUACGAUGAAAAAUAAAAUUUUCCACGUGUUGUGAGAGGGGUUAUUUAAAAAAAAAAGGUAUUUGUUCAAUUUCAAUAAAGCUAAAUGUGCUACAGAA